This is a messenger RNA of Colletotrichum phormii, 626 nucleotides long. RefSeq lists its product as uncharacterized. The record is from RefSeq and is a predicted model, not a curated record. The transcript has 2 exons. NCBI's taxonomy places the organism in Eukaryota, Fungi, Ascomycota, Sordariomycetes, Glomerellales, Glomerellaceae. Bases 135 to 617 code for a protein of 160 amino acids.
GCUACUCUGUCGCAUCUCGAGGGGCAACACUACGGAUAGGGACAAAGGAGGUCCAGACAUUCGAAAAGUCGACUGUGGCCGAACUAGCGGGUUUCCUGACCCUCUUUUUUAUUUUUAUUUUAUUUUAACCUCACAUGGAAUCCUUUACCGCUGUCAGACUCGCCAGAGUAAUACGGUACAUGCUUCUGCACCACCGGUUGAGCGUCCCGCUACGGGAAUGGCCAAAACUUAAAGAGAGUCCAUCAUGGAAUCGGUGGGCUAGAUGCAUGCCUGUGCUACCAAGAGAGACGCCAGACCAUUGCCAACAGACGGGAGGCGUCCACACUAAGUCUGGCUCUUCCGGACUGAAGUGCGAGUCGUCCAAAGUCUCGACUCUCUCCUCAAAUCGACGGAUGAGGUUCCGCUGCCCUCGCCUACCGCGUCUAAUCCCAAUCCUCCGGAUGCUCCCCUCUUCCCAUGUCACUGGCCCAUUACGCUACCGUGUCGAAAGACCCCUCUCGCCGCCCGCGACGGCUACUUCAUCAGGCCCCGUCGGCCAUUCCCUCGGACCUCUGCUGAUUCUUGUCGGCGCGGGAGGUCUCGAUCCAUCUGCGGGGCGGACACAUGGUCGUCGAUGAGGCGCGACG